Molecule: messenger RNA, 775 nt
Organism: Juglans regia (Persian walnut)
Lineage: Eukaryota; Viridiplantae; Streptophyta; Magnoliopsida; Fagales; Juglandaceae
Product: auxin-responsive protein SAUR72-like
Exons: 1
Coding region: 261-770 (169 amino acids)
Biological process (GO): response to auxin
Source: RefSeq, a predicted model, not a curated record
GCUAAGCUUUUUUCUCUGUGAUUGGAUGAAUUCUCUUUUCUUUGCUCCCCCAUUUUUUGUAAUUUUCCAGUGCCCGUUCCAAUCAUGGUACUGCUAUAGAAGUGAUUUUAGAAAAUUAUAAGAAGAUCAAUAAUACAAGGAGAAGACGUUAAUGUACGUACGUACGUACGUACAACUACACACAGUACUCUUUCUGAUCUUUUAUAUAUUGGCUCGCUGAUCGCGCUCUCCAAAUAUUCAAGUCCGGGCCGGCCGGCGAGAUGAAGCAGUACCGGUUAUGUGGAGGUUCCAACUGGCCUCCGAAGAACAUUCAUUGGCUAAUGCCAUGGUCGUGGUCUCCAGUACCUAACCAGAAAGUACGUCAAGCGAAGAAGCUAAUUAUUAGAGAAAACUCAUGUGCCAAGAAGGAGUCAUUGCUUGCCGGAGAUCAUCAGCUGUCCGAUGGCAGGAGUACUAGUACCACUACCGGAGUGCAAGUAAUUCCUAAGGGGUUCUUGGCAGUGUAUGUUGGGACGACAGAGCUUAGGAGGUGUGUGAUUCCAACGAGCUACUUGUCGAUGCCGGAUUUUAGGAUUUUAAUGGAGAAAGCGGCUGAUGAAUAUGGGUAUGAGCAAGAGGGAGGGCUUAGACUUCCUUGUGAGGAAGAAGAUUUUAAGAAGAUAUUAUUGACAUGUAGGGCCAACUCCAAGCUGUAUACGCGCGACGGAAAGAAGAACAUAUAUAAGAAGGUCAUGAAGGUAUUAUACGUACGUACGUAUAUGGGAUCAUGACAAGG